CCACAGAUGCUGUUGCCCAAAUAUUCCAAACACAACCAAUUACCCUUCCCAUAUUUUUUUUAUAAUCCCAAAACCGCCGUUGGGCGUAUAUUUUCUCCCUGCCCUUAGCCAAUCACCCACCAGGGAAAAAAAUAAAAAAUAAAAAAGCUUUGAAAUUUUUUAUUAUAGUGAAAACAGCCGAACCAUAUAUGUAUAUAUAUCCAUUUUUUUGCCUUUAAGUACAACAACACACACGAAGAUAUUGCAAGGAAAGGAAAGAAACCCUUUUUACCUUCUCUCUCUCUCCCUGUCUCUCUCUCCAAACCUUGUUUUUCACUCUUCUAUUCCAUAUUUCCACCCACCACCACUCUUAAAAGGUAACUCCUCUCUCUUUCGAGGUGGUGUUGUGGUGGUGGUGGUGGUAGAGGAAAUCAAUAAGAGAGCGAGAGGAAGAGGAAGAGCUAGCUAAGCUUGAUUGUUGUAACACCCCCCCGCCCUCCGCCCUCCGCCCUCUCCCUGUAAAAUUCGAUGAAAACCUCCACAAGAUUUCAAGAAACCAAAAACCCAUCUCCUAUAAACUCUCCUCGUAGCAAUGGAAGCAACAAUGGGGUCCAGAUUCACGCCCCACCACUCACUCCAAUACCCAUCUCCAGAUCUGACACUAACCCUUACCCAACAACCUUUGUCCAGGCAGACACUUCUACUUUCAAACAAGUUGUCCAAAUGCUCACUGGCUCAACAGAAACAGCAAAGCAGGCCUCCUCAAAAACAACCCAAGAUCCGCCAACAACACCAACUCAAACUUCAAGGAGCUACAACAUCCCUCCUAUCAAGAACAUGCCCAAGAGACAACAAAACAGCUUUAAACUUUAUGAAAGAAGAAACAACAGCUUCAAAAACAGUCUCAUGAUCAACACUUUAUUGCCUAGUUUUGCAAAUAACUGUAACUCUUCAUCGGUUACUGGGUUUUCACCAAGAAACAAGCCGGAGAUCUUGUCCCCAAGCUUGCUUGACUUCCCUAGACUUACCCUUAGCCCUGUGACUCCACUAAAUGAAGACCCUUUUAACAAGAGCUCACCUUCUUUAGGGAAUUCAUCAGAAGAGGAGAGAGCGAUAGCAGAGAAAGGUUUUUACUUGCAUCCAUCACCUAUAUCUACUCCAAGAGACUCAGAGCCUCAGUUGUUGUCACUUUUUCCUGUAACCUCACCAAGAGUUUCAGGUUCUUCUUCUUGAAUAUUAUUCAAGUCAAAAGGAUUGAUGAUGGUUUAUGGAUGGUUUUGAGGGAGAGUUUCUUUGGUGGUUUUUCUGAUAAUUGGGGACUAUAUAUUACCAUUAGGAGACCUGUUAUUAUGGGGGGGAAGCACAAGAAAGGUUAGAAAAAAUAAAUAAAGAGAAGAGAAAGUGUGGACUUUGAUAUAAUGAUGAUGACUGAAAAAGAAGGAAAAGAGAGGGAGUAUGAGCAUAACAACAAAAGAAAAGCAGAGAACAUGUGUCUGUAUAAACUCUCUCUUGUAUUUCACUUUGUCAUCCAUUGUGUCUGUAUGGACUAGAUAGGGCAUUAUUUGACAAAGAACUUCCCUGAUCUUUCUGUUCUA
Molecule: messenger RNA, 1574 nt
Organism: Populus trichocarpa (black cottonwood)
Lineage: Eukaryota; Viridiplantae; Streptophyta; Magnoliopsida; Malpighiales; Salicaceae
Product: VQ motif-containing protein 4
Exons: 3
Coding region: 508-1212 (234 amino acids)
Source: RefSeq, a predicted model, not a curated record